This is a messenger RNA of Dipodomys ordii (Ord's kangaroo rat), 732 nucleotides long. RefSeq names its product serine/arginine repetitive matrix protein 1-like. Bases 1 to 732 code for a protein of 243 amino acids. The record is from RefSeq and is a predicted model, not a curated record. Lineage: Eukaryota; Metazoa; Chordata; Mammalia; Rodentia; Heteromyidae. The transcript has 3 exons.
AUGGGGAGUGGAGCCCUGACCCUGGUGGGCCUCGAGGGCCCUGCUGACAAACCACCAGGGGUCUCAGCCCUGUCCCCAGAAGCCACCGAGGGAAGCGAGGGUUUGACCUCUUUCUGGAUUUGGAGCUGCUGGGGGAAGCGACAGGCUGACGACAGCCCUGCCGCCCAGCAGGAGGCAGAGCCGCAGUGUCGUCGGGCACACACGGGCACGAUUCCACUGCCGUCUGCCUGCACCUUGGCGGGAGACGGGGAGGCCAGGGCAGAGCAAUGCCACCCUGAAGCCACCGUGCCACGGCGACACGAGGGAGUGGAUGGGCAUGAGCCCCACCGAGCACCGAGCCCCGAGCAGGGCCGAGAGCGCGGGGCACCGAGCCCCGAGCCCCGAGCAGGGCCGAGAGCACCGAGCACCGAGCCCCGAGCCCCGAGCAGGGCCGAGAGCGCGGGGCACCGAGCACCAAGCACCGACCAGAGCCCAGAGCACCGAGCACCGAGCACCGACCAGAGCACAGAGCACCGAGCACCGAGCACCGAGCCCCGAGCAGGGCCGAGAGCGCGGGGCACCGAGCACCAAGCCCCGAGCAGGGCCGAGAGCACCGAGCCCCGAGCAGGGCCGAGAGCACCGAGCCCCGAGCACCGAGCCCCAAGCAGGGCCAAGAGCGCAGGGCACCAAGCACCAAGCCCCGAGCAGGGCCGAGAGCGCGGGGACGGGCCACAGUGCCAGGAGAGGGACUAG